UUAGCCUUUGUGACUGAAGAUGACAGGCGCACAGUUGAAACGCCGGCUGAAGGAUGCUUUGAUCGUACUUGGUGGAGGUGGCUUGCUCUUCUCCUCAUUUCUGACCAUAAAGGGAGAUGAACAUUUCUAUGCACAAUGUUUAAUGCCAAUCAUGCAGCGCCUAGUAAACCCUGAAUUAGCACAUAUAUUGUCUGUAAAGUGUGUUUCUUUGGGUUUGGUGCCAUUUUGCAAACACCAUAAUUCAGAACGACUGGAGGUAAAAGUUUUAGGCCACACUUUCCGGAACCCAGUAGGUUUAGCUGCUGGCUUUGAUAAACAUGGAGAAGCUGUAGAUGGGCUCUUUAAAAUUGGGUUUGGAUUUGUUGAAGUUGGAAGUAUUACCCCAAAACCCCAGGAUGGAAACCCUAAACCAAGAGUAUUCCGCUUACCACAGGAUGGAGCAGUCAUCAACAGGUAUGGAUUUAACAGCCAUGGUGUGGAAGUGGUGCGGCAGAGACUGCUUGAGCGGAGAGAAAAACAGAAGAUGCUUACAGCAGCUGGCAUGCCACUUGGUAUUAACUUGGGAAAAAACAAGACUUCGGAGGAUGCAGCUGCUGAUUACACGCAAGGGUUGCAACAGUUGGGAUCUUUGGCUGACUAUUUGGUCAUUAAUGUGUCAAGCCCCAAUACUCCUGGUCUAAGGAAUCUACAAGGCAGGGACCAACUGCGCAAACUGCUGACUGAGGUUGUCAAAUCCAGAAAUGCUCUUCAGUGUGACCCCAAGCCAGCUUUGCUUGUGAAGAUUGCACCAGACCUGUCCAUGCAAGAUAAGGAGGAUAUUGCAAGUGUAGUGACAGAGGUUGGCAUUGAUGGCCUUAUUAUUUCUAAUACAACCAUCAGCCGCCCCAGUUCACUUCAGGACCCCCAGAAAAGUGAAGUAGGUGGACUAAGUGGAAUUCCCCUUCGUGACCUGGCCACUGAGACUGUGCGUGAGAUGUAUGCCUUAACUGCAGGAAAGAUACCCAUCAUUGGAGUUGGGGGUGUGUUUAGUGGCCUUGAUGCUCUGCAUAAGAUCCGUGCUGGAGCUUCUUUAGUUCAGCUGUACACCGCACUUACUUACCAGGGCCCCCCUGUUGUUGGUAAAGUCACAACGGAACUUGACCAGCUGCUUGUUGAACAGGGAUUUGCUUGUGUGUCUGAUGCAGUGGGAGCUGAUCACAGAACUAAUGCAUCACCAGUGAAAUAGGAAGUGUUCACUUGACACAGGGAUAUAACAAGGAAGUCGUCUUCUGUGGAGAACAGCACCCUUUAUAGCCCAUGAGAUUGCUUACCCCGCUAUAUUUUAAUUAUUGGUGGCUGCACAGACAAUACAAUAUUUCAGAUGGACGCCAAAUACUUUGUAUAUGAGCAUAUGGAACCCAUGGAGUAAUUCCUGUUAUAUUGGAUGAUUCUUGGGAAGGGGACCAUGCAGAUUGAAUAUUAAGAACCUAUAUUAUUAAAUUUGUAAUAAAACUAAAA
Messenger RNA from Xenopus tropicalis (tropical clawed frog), 1497 nucleotides. RefSeq names its product dihydroorotate dehydrogenase (quinone) (gene dhodh). Gene Ontology annotation, molecular function: dihydroorotate dehydrogenase activity; oxidoreductase activity, acting on the CH-CH group of donors; dihydroorotate dehydrogenase (quinone) activity. Gene Ontology annotation, biological process: 'de novo' UMP biosynthetic process; 'de novo' pyrimidine nucleobase biosynthetic process. Lineage: Eukaryota; Metazoa; Chordata; Amphibia; Anura; Pipidae. Gene Ontology annotation, cellular component: cytoplasm; mitochondrial inner membrane; membrane. The record is from RefSeq and is marked provisional.